Halichondria panicea is the source of this 3157-nucleotide messenger RNA. Its product is annotated as prominin-1-like. The transcript is spliced from 20 exons. Bases 286 to 3036 code for a protein of 916 amino acids. The record is from RefSeq and is a predicted model, not a curated record. NCBI's taxonomy places the organism in Eukaryota, Metazoa, Porifera, Demospongiae, Suberitida, Halichondriidae. Gene Ontology annotation, cellular component: membrane.
GAAAUUACCCAAUCUCUUAGUGCAAUAUCUAGAUCUAUAAUGCAAUGAUUCAUGCAUGCACCAGUUUAAUAAUGAACAGUACCUGAAUAAGAAUAGAAUAUAGUACUCCAUACACUAUAGUAGAUCUGAAAGUGUUUAUAAAGAGACAUACUAGCUAGCUCAUGCAGGGAUCUAUAAUUAUAUUCUCUGCAUGUAUAGUUCUUGAUUUGUGUGGUAGACCGUAUAAGCAAAUUGUAGAGCUACUGUAAAACUCAAAGCUUCGAUUUACAACUGUAAUCAUAGAAGAUGUCAGCAAAUAAGUUGUGGUUGAAUGCAGUAUUGCUUACAACAUCACUGACUCUGGCUUGUGCUCAAAUAGACCUACAAUGCCCCAGUCAACCACUGACCAUUUUAAAUGGCACAAUAGCUUUCACUCCACUUUCUGAAGGCUCUGGACCAGUGGACGCCUCUUACAAUGCCAGCUUGGUCAGUCGGACGUGGUUCUCUCUGGCUAAUGGCUUUGUGGACAUCGUGAGGAAUGGAGGGCUACCAUAUGAUUUGAUUCUCCCAGUCAUCAACACAUCUAUUCAGUCUUCUCCAGCACUGUCUGAUGGAUUCGACCCUCUAUCUUUCUUACAAAAUUUUGCAAUGUGGUGGGCUGGUAUCCUAGCAGUCACGUUGGUAGGAGUGCUCCUUGGACUGUGCUGUUGUUUCUGUGGCUGUUGCUACUUGUGUUGUCGUUGCUGUGGCAAAUGUGGAGCGGGCCGAUAUCAAGUACAUCGAAAGAACAAUGACUGUUUGAUGUUCACCUAUGCAAUCAUUCUCUUGUUUAUCACCCUUAUCCUCUUGGCUGCAGCUGUGCUAUCGUUUUUCAGCAAUGAGCAGACAUUCCAAACCUUGAGCAACUUGCAAGUGACCAUCAAUAGUGUAACUGACAACACAGUGAAUUAUCUCACUGACACUUUUCGAGAGGUGUUUGAGCUUUUUUGUCAACUGGUGUCAGAUGGAGGAGUAGCAAGCACUAUAAUCAGCGAAGCAGAAGGUGUGAGUGAAGAAUUGGCCAAUACAGUGGGAGACAUUAGGGCACAACUUCAACAAAAUGGGGUUGGAAAUCAAUUGAAUAUUACCAGCCUCCAGGAAAUUAGAAAUCUUGCUGACAACAUCACCUCUUUUGGAAACAUUUUAAUAAAUACAACCGAAGUGCUUGGCUCGAGUCUACAGAGCAUCUUAAGUAAUCUGGGUACUCUCGCUCAGGCCUGCAUUGCAUCACUUAGUGCAGACACUAUUCUCUUGUGCCGGAGUGUUGUGAACCCCCUCAUCACAACAGUAGAUACUGCUAUCAGUGGAAUUCCUGAUGUAUCAGAUGUGAGAAUGCUAAUCACAGAUGUAGAAAGUGCUGUGGGGAGCAUCGAUGGCCAAAAUGCAGAUCAACUCGUGAAUAUCUUUUCACCUGAAGUUCAAAGUCAACUAAACUCGGCAAUACAACAAAUACGAACCAUAUCAAAUGGUACACUGGGCCUGGGUUUAAUCAGGCAAAUAGGAAGUCUCGCAAAUGAGAUCCUCAACAAUGACUUUCUCGCUGACCAAUGUCCACCACUAGAUGGCUUCCAAGCCUUCACAAGAGUUGGUCUGCCCAACUUCAAUUUAAAUACCUCAUUUAACAAUGGCACUAGUUCCCCCACAGUCUCUCCUGGGUUCUUUGAGCUCUCACUUGGUUACGUGAGGCAGUGCAUCAUCAAUGCUUCAUUUGAUUACAUCAGGAUGUUUGACACAUACAGGUAUGCAUUUGGGAUUGUUGUUUGCUCGAUGACACUGGUAACGAUUGGGCUGAUAUGGAUCGGUCUGGUAUGUGGGUUUGUCGGGUUCAACAAAGGUCGACUACCAUCAGAAAGAUCAUCACUGUCAAACUGCGGAGGCAUUUUCCUACUCAUAGGAAUUGGCACAGCAUUCUUGUUUGGGUUUUUUCUCCUGCUUUUGUCUGCCAUUUUCUUCUUCUUUGGAGCCAACUCUCUCAAGAUCUGCCAGGCAGUCCAAGGACCAGACUACGACCUGUUUGCUCAGACAAUUGACCGCCCAGAGGUAAGGGACACUAUUGAAGCUCUAACUGGAGCGUCAGGAAAUGCAACAUUUUCCAUACGUGACAUCCCAUCCAUUUCAGGUUUCUUCAGACAAUGUGAAGACGAAGAUACUGCCCUGUUCACUGCCCUCAACCUUGGAGCGCUUCUUCCAUUGCCCAGUGGUUCAAUUGGGGGUGCAAUACGUAGUGUACUUAACAUUACACAACUGCAGGCUUCUAUUGACUCGAGCAUUGCGGAUGCUGUUUUAAAUAUUGACCCAGCAAACCUCAGCAACGUGAUACAGGAUGGGCUGGGUCAACUUGACGCAAUCAACAUCACUAACGUCAACAUUACAGGCGUUGCUACUGAGAUUGAGUCAGCCAUUGUCAGAGCUGAUUUAAAUAAUAGCAUAGAGAAGCUGCGGAAUCUGAGUUCCCAAAUAGCAGCUCUUGGAGAAGAUGAUGUCGUUGAUAAGAUUAAUGAGCUCAUUGUUGAAUUCGAGAUUGUCUGCAAUAACGUUGUGCCUGUUCUGCUUAAUUCUGUUAAUGAGUUGGAAAGUUUCGUCGAAGAACUGGGGAAUAUCAAAGGAGCUUUGGGGGCGACCAUUGCCCCACUGGCCAAUCAGAUUGCAGAGGAGCUGGUAGACAUAUCUCAGCCCUUUCUCGAAGACUUUAUUAAUGGCACAGUUCGAGGUACCCUAUCGAGAUCGUUAAGCUAUCUAGACCAAUACAUUGAUCAUUUGGAGAGCCAGAUAAUUGCCAAUGUUGGUGGAUGCCAGCCUGUGUAUGGAGUGUACACACAGAUACACAAUGUGAUAUGCAGAGACUUUGUAGAUGGAUUGAAUGGUUUCUGGUGGUCGCUGGGUUUCUGUGCAGUGCUUUAUAUUCCACUGAUCAUAUUCGCUACUCUCGCUGCAAGCUUCUUCAGGGAAAGAGAAACACGUGGUAGACAAGAUCGUGACAACAAUUAUGAUAACGCCUAUCCGAUGAAAGCUUUCUGAACACUGUAUAAUAAGUAUAUACUUAGUGUAAUACACUUUUUAACACCUAUAUACAUAGAAUGAUAAAAUGUAGUGUAUAAUUAUUAUUAUUUGAGGAUUGUAUCAACAGUUCGUAAUUUUA